CACACAAAAAUAUUUGCAAUGGCAAAGCUUUUUCUUCUAUGUUCUCUUUCCCUUUGCUCUCUACUCUUCAUGAGUGCUUGCUACUGCUUAGCUAUGCCUUACAGUCACAUACCGUGCCAGCUCGACAACCUCACCACAUUGGAACCUGAUCACCGCAUUGUGUCCGAAGGUGGUGUGAUUGAGACAUGGAACACCACCCACCCCGAGCUACAUUGUCUUGGUGUGGGUGCUGUCGUCAGGGGCGGACCCACGUGUAGGCUAGGUGUGGCUUUAGCCACACCAGAUUUUUUAAUUUUUUUUUGUUAAUAUCGUUUAUAGCGGCGGUUCUGGAACUGCUGCUAAAAGUUUUGUGUUAAUGUAUGGCGACGGUUGAAAGCGCCGCCAUAGCUUAAUAAGUAAAAAAUCAAAAUUCACGGUUAACAUCAAAUUAGAACGCGGUUUUUCUUUCUUUCUUUCUUCCAUUGUUGCUUUUUGGCAUACAUCAACUUAAAAUCAUUUUCCCCAAAAAUUGAAAACCCACCAAUCUUCACAUUCCUAAAUUUCUCAUCAUAUGGAGAACCCUGAUCACCGCAUCAAUCAACCACAAUUCUAUUUCUAUUUUUUUUUAAUUUUCAAUUUUCAAAGAUUUUUUUUGGUUUACGAACUUGUUGCACGCGUUGAGUUGGAUUGAUUUUUUGGGUGAGAAUUUUUGCUUGUGAACUCAGCAGAUCUGAGUUCUUUGAUGGAACCAUGUGGGGUUUGGAGCUACCUCCGUUUGUUUUUGCUGAUGAGUUUUCCUGUUUUGAUUGUUGAUUCGUGUCUCUAAAUUUUGGAAUGUUAAAUUAGCAACAUUGUAAUGUUUUCUCCAAAAAAAAGCAAAAUUUGUUCUUUUUACUGCACAAAUUGGUCUUAACUUUUCUUGGUUGAAUAAAAUUUUGUGUUUUUCAUGUGAGAUUAUAGCUACUUCUUGCUUAAUAACUAAUAUAAUUUUUACUUUAUAUUUUAGUCUAUAAUUUAUUUUAUAUUUAGCCUCACCAAUAUAUAAUGUCUGGAUCCGCCCCUGGCUGUCGUCAAGCGCACUAUCAACCCCGCAAGCCUUCUCUUGCCAUACUACACUAAUUAUCUUGAAUUCCAUUACAUCAUCCAAGGUGAGGGAGUAGCCGGGAGUGUAGUUCCUGGUUGCGCAAAUCGCAUGAUCAUUCACUUCCGACGUGGUGAUGUCAUCGCAAGCUACCCUGGAGUACCUUUUUGGGCUUACAACAAAGGCAAGCAACAAGUUGUUGCCAUCAGUGUUGGCUUCAUCAACUCCGCAAAUCAGCUUGGUGUUAUCCCUAAAAGAUUCUAUCUUGCUGGGAAUAAUACAGAAGAGAAUUUCAACCUGGAUCACAACGUGUUCAGCGGCUUGGACACAGGGUUAUUAGAAGAAGUGCUAAACGUAAAUGAAGACAUUGUAAGAAAGAUACAAUCUGAAGAUCCAAGGGGCCAAAUCGUAAAAGUGCAAGGACAAUUUACCAGCAUUUCAAGUUCACACCAACCAAUAACUACACAAGAAAGGAAUAAGCACCAAAGUGGGUACCAUGAAGCUUGCACCUUCAAGUGUUAUGUGAACAUUAUUGAUAACUCUUCAUACACCCUCUAUAAUCCAAGAGCUGGUCGCUUAUCCACCGUUAACAACUUCAACCUCCCGAUCCUCCACCUAUUAAAGUUGAGCGCCCGACAUCUUGUCCUUUAUAAGAAUGGAAUAGCUUCUCCGAGCUGGGAGAUGAACGGACAUAGAGUGAUGUACGUGAUUAGAGGUCAUGCAAAGGUUCAAGUGGUGAACUCCGAAGGCAACUCAGUAUUCGAAGGUGAAGUCACAAAAGGACAAGUUUUGGUGAUCCCUCAGGGCUUUGUGGCGACAAAACAAGCAGGAAGUGAGGGAUUUGAGGCCAUAGAGUUCGUCACGAAUGAAAACUCCAUGUUUGUGUCCCUCGUUGGGAUGCAUUCAUUGCUGAGAUCCAUUCCUGUAGAUGUUCUUGCCAAUGCAUACAGGCUUAACCCAAAUGAAGUGAGCGCACUCAUGUUCAACCAAACCCAGGGACCUCUAGUUAACUAUUAGCCCCGUCAGAUCCUAUUAGGUUCAGUAUGGGACGGGUACUAGAAUAAUGAAAAUUGUAAUGUUAUAUGGCUCUAGCUAAAUGUUACUUGCUUAUGCUCAAGUAACAUUGAUCAUUUAAAUAAAACGUGACUUCAAAGAAUUUUAAUAAAGUGAUAUUGUAUGGCACUAGCUAAAUGCAUGUUACUUGCUAGCUGUGUUUUUCUCUUUGAUUAUAAUUAAAGUAAGAAACUUCAAGCAGUACUC
Messenger RNA from Lotus japonicus, 2320 nucleotides. Its product is annotated as 13S globulin basic chain-like. Gene Ontology annotation, molecular function: nutrient reservoir activity. NCBI's taxonomy places the organism in Eukaryota, Viridiplantae, Streptophyta, Magnoliopsida, Fabales, Fabaceae. The record is from RefSeq and is a predicted model, not a curated record. The transcript is spliced from 4 exons. Bases 1172 to 2077 code for a protein of 301 amino acids.